GCACUCCUCAAGAAAAGCCUAGAGAGAUACACGGCCGGCACCUUGGAGAGAUAUCUGGCUGCAUCCAAACAGUUCAUAGACUUCCUUGGCCUUAGCCACCGCACCCUAACCGAUAUUGACGUCGCCUUCUUAGCAGACUUUCUUCAUGCUUGUGAGAACAGCCUCGAGGAAGACAGAGAGGUUUGCAAAAUUGGCCAAAGGCCUACUCUUAAAGCACUCUCAUGGUUAGGCCGGAACGCCUACGUCUCCGUGCUUCAGCCGAUCCUGCAGGCAAGCCUCAUUAAAGCAUUCCUCACACAGCCCACAUCAGACCGGAAAGAAGCCCUGCCUUUGCCUCUAGCGGUGGUAGUGGAGUGGGAAAGGUACAUAUGUACACCCCACUGCCCACAAGACCUACGACUCCUACUAGGUGGCCUCUUGCUGGCUCUCCACGGGGGCGUCAGGUUUGGCGAUCUGCAGCGAAUACGCCUAAACAGCCUAUCCCUCACGAGCUCUAGCCUAAGAGGAGUCUGUUGGCAGACGAAGACCGCCAAGCGUGGGCAGCCAUUUGCAGUCACACUUCACGGCCUCUCGGGCAGAUCGGUGGAAUCCCUCUGGGAUCUUCCGUUCCUGCAGGCAGUGCAGUCCGCCUGGUCAGCCACUGAGAAAGCUUUGGGAGCUCCGGUAGUUCCGGAUUUCAUCCUACCGGUGCUCACCAACCUGGGUGGCCUUUCUCGACCAGCCUCUACCUACGCAAAGCCUAUGUCCUAUAGCCAAAGCCUGGCGGCAAUGCGCCACUUCUUGACCAUUCCCUGGCAAGAUGCCACCAAACCCACUCCAGUGACUGCAGAAGAAAGCCGAGCGUUUACUCUGCACAGCCUCAAAGCAAGACAACAUCAAGGGCUGGAGGCCAGCCAGGCCUAUAGCCAGGGGGGGACAACCCCCGUUUCAACCUUCGGCGAGGGGGUCUCGCGCUUCGGAAACCCAAAGGAAGCAGACCUAGAGAGCUUCCCUCCAGCAGACCCACCCGAGCCUCCUCCUCUAGAACCGGAGCUGGGCCUACCACCCAAGCCUACGCCUCCGCCCAUACCAGAGUACGACACCGAGGCACUACUGGUGGAAAAGUUCGCCAACCAAGCCCACAGCUCCUCCGAAUCCGAGAACGAACAGGAGGAGGCCCAAACCAUGGAGCUCUCCACAUUCAGCCUUUUCCGCAAUGGCCCAUGGGGAGUGAUCCAUGCUUGCCGAGAAAGAGAAGAAAGAGCAGCCUGCGGAGCGUCUAAGACCUCCGCAGCCUUCGCUCCCUCCUCCGAUCCCUCCAUGGAGCUGGAGAAGUUUUGCAAGGACCAUGGGGUCCAUGAAGUCCUGGCCCAAGCUCUCACCCUUAAGGGGUUGGAGACAGUGGACGAUUUUGCCUAUGCCUUUCCGGAGCUCCGAAGCCUCGACUCCCUUCUUUCGGGACUUUCGGAAUCGGACCUGAGCGAUAUGGGGUCUACGGAUCAGUUCCACGGGAUCCAUGCGGCCAGGCUCCGCAAAGCCUUAAGAUUCGCCCACGAUCGCAGCCAACAGCCGGCUGAAUUGGUUGCCGACUUUAAGACCAACUACCCAGGAGAGUUGCUGGACGAUGAACUGCUCGCAGCCGAUCGCAAGAUCUGGGGCACUAUAGGUAAGGGGGGCAAACAGGGGAAAGGCCUAGCCAACAAAGCCAAGUCCGAAGACUGGCCCUCCAAUUGGGUCUACAAGGCCCAUGGCAAAGUCCUAUGCAAGCGCUACCAGCGCAACCUAUGCACAGAGGAUCGCCAAUCUCAGGCCCCCCAACCGGAGCACGAAGUGCAAAGCCACUCUCCAAACAAGACAGUGGUGGCAUCUCAGUCCCAGCAGGACCCACCCAGGGUUCCUAGGCUGCAGGAGAGGUUUGAGCCCCUUCAGGUCCUGCUCCUAGACACCUCGGGGGACUUAGGAAUUAGCUGCUUGUCUACACGGCUCUGCCUUUCACAUGUGCCCCAGUCCGCGCCCGGGGGAAGUGGUGCUGGCUUCCACCAGAAUGCCUACGUGGCCAUGCCCAGACUCGGCCUCCGGGCCUUUUGUCACCCACCGCCCGCCCAUCUGCGACGGCGCCGGAGCACCCAGCUCAGCAGACCAUAG
Symbiodinium necroappetens is the source of this 2124-nucleotide messenger RNA. NCBI's taxonomy places the organism in Eukaryota, Dinophyceae, Suessiales, Symbiodiniaceae. The record is from the annotation of a GenBank genome assembly.